Molecule: messenger RNA, 1056 nt
Organism: Aphanomyces invadans
Lineage: Eukaryota; Oomycota; Saprolegniomycetes; Saprolegniales; Verrucalvaceae
Exons: 1
Coding region: 1-1056 (351 amino acids)
Source: RefSeq, a predicted model, not a curated record
AUGACGAACUUCACUCUCACCGAGCUCCUAACUCUAUACGACCUUGUCGCUACCCGCAUGCGUGCCAAAUGGUAUGAAGGACGUGGUGCAAGAAAUGGCGUGAGCACGGUCGAUGCGUUCUUCAUGAUGCUGACUGUGCUGAAGCACUAUCAAUCAUGGGAGAAACACGCUGUUGAUUUCAACAUCCGAGCGCCAACUUUCCAGAAGCUCAUGAAGAAAACGAUGGCCACUGUCGAACCUCAGCUUUUCAAUGUGUUUGUCCGUGUUCCGACGAUGACGUCUCUUCGCGAGAACAAUGCAACGUUUUCCUCGUACCCGUAUGCUCUCUACGCAACGGACGUCAAGUUUCAACCCUGUGAAAGACCAAGUGGCAGGUUCAACGAGAAGAAGGAGUUCUUUAGUGGUAAACACAAACUCUAUGGACUGAAGAUUGAAGCAAGUGUGUCCCCUGAAGGCUACUGUGUGGACCUCAGUGAUCACCAUCCUGGCGCGACAGCUGACAUUUCCAUCUUCCGCAAGAGGCUUCCAGUCCACCAAGAUACCCUAUUGAAGACUGAGAAUGAGAUGCUUGUUACCGACAACGGGGAAUUGUGGAAUACGUACCAGAGUAUGUGGGCUGUGCUCGUGGACAAGGGGUACUACGGGCUAUCCAAAGAGCUCCGUGCCAUCCAUCCCACGAAAGAGCGGCGCAACGAACAUCUUGAGCUGUCGGAAGUUGAGCGGAACAAGAACAUCUCCUCCGAUCGUGUGAUCGUUGAGAAUUUCUUCGGCCGCGUAUGCAUGCUGUGGAAGGUGUCGUACGCUACUUUCGUGUGGGGUCAUGACAUGUACUCCAUGAUCCAACGCCUUACCUUCGCAUUGACCAACUUUCACGUUUCGCUCCUCCCUCUCCGUGAUGGUGACGCAGCGUGGUACCGUUCAGUCUUAGCUCGUUACGAGCACAUGGCCUACGAGAACGGUAAGAAGAAAGCCGAAAUUCAACGACGUGCGCGUAUCCGACGCAAUGAACGCGUUGCUUUGAGUCGCACCCGCUCGUCCCGUGUUGGACGCCAAUGA